AAACAGCUUUUCCUGCAAAUCCUGUAAAACCUGCAAAUCGUGAAGCAUCUGAAACGCAACUACUAUUCAUGAAAUUCACAUAUGUGUGUACUAGGGAAGUUUCGAUUGUCAUAUUUUUCACAUUCGAAUUUUCGGAAUGCGAAUGUUAGGAAUAACAUUAAACUUAAAUCAUCGUUUUUAUUACGGCUGGUAUUAUCACUUGCGAAGCGAAAGAAAAUAUCGGCGAACUUCCCAUUCUCGAAAUAUGAGAUGCGAAUAACCGGCGAAUUCGCCGCAAAAUUGCGAACGAGUGGCGAAAAUGAAUUUCGUGUAUUACCACUAGCGAAAAAGCGACAUUUGCUUCGCCAUAGCUGUCAAAAUUUGGCGACUGUUUUCUCGAUUCGCACUUCAAAAUGGAAAAGACGUUCGUAAUUGGUUUUAUAUGUACAUAAUUUCAUUAAAUACAAUACAUUUUUCAGAAUAAAACGAACAACAACGCAACAGUUUGAAAAGCUAGUAGAACUCAUGCACAAUAAUCAAGACGUUGCCAAGGGGAUGGGAAAUUUCGGCUCCUCGAAGAAGAUUUGGGCAGAAUUGUGGGAAAAGUUCGGACCUCCAAUGCGGAAUGGGCGGGAGUGGAAUAAGGUUUGGCUAGACUACAAACAAAAGUUGAAGAAAAAAAUUUCAACGAACCGACGGGAAACUGUGGCCACAGGAGGAGGUCCGUACUAUGCCUUCUUCCUAAGAAGAAGAAUGAAUGACAGUGGAGGACCGCGAAAACAUUCUUUUAAGUGCGUCGAAGAGGCAGUCCGAGGUGCAAGAAGUUCUUUGCCAAAAGUAUCAGGCAUAGAAAAGAGAUUAGAAUAAAUUUCGCGAUAUGCUAGGAAAACAUACGAAAUAAAAAACGAAAAACUAAACUUAUUGAAGAUGGAGGAACAGAGAAAGAAAGAAGAAAAUUUAGAAAAGAAGAGACAACAUAAAGAAAAGAUGGAAAUGAAGUUAAGGGAGUUAGAACUAAAAUCCUUAAAUACAGUAAGUAAAUUUAACAAAGUUUAAUAAAAAAAUGCAAACUAUUUAAUAAGAAUUCCCAGAAAAAGUUUAGUGUGCCGAUUUAUAGCCUAUUAAAUUUUAGUGCAACAAAGUGCAAGUUAAAAGUUCCUCAAAAAUCUCGUCGAUUUUUUAUAAUUUUUUUUGCAACUUCAAAGUACUACUUUAUUGUACUAAAAUUGAGAAGGCUAUGAAACUGGACACCAAAAUUCUUUAUAGUAACAAUUGAAAAGCUUGCCAUUUUUAUGAAACUUUGUUGAACUUUUAUAAUUUUCAGAAAGUUUG
Messenger RNA from Rhagoletis zephyria (snowberry fruit fly), 1311 nucleotides. RefSeq lists its product as uncharacterized. Lineage: Eukaryota; Metazoa; Arthropoda; Insecta; Diptera; Tephritidae. The record is from RefSeq and is a predicted model, not a curated record.